UGAAUUUCUCUUUUGCAGCACAAAAUGAAAAUUAGAAUAAUAACGGAGUGAUGCUAAGUGGCAGACAGAAACCUAUCACCCACACACAGGUUCGGAAGAGCGCGCCCAGCCCUGCUCGGAGCACCGGCGAUCGGACACCUCCACUGCGACACCCGCCGAGCCCUACCCGCUCCAGGAGCCCUGUCCCGGCCGCAGCCACGCCACCCCUCAACACCGGACACCCAGCACCAUUCAGCGCGAAGCUCUUUCACCAGAUCUAUGGCAUUCUGACAAUGAGCAGGCGCGCUCAGUUAUUGGAACAGCUGCAGUUUGUCCAGUUGAAAUGCACACCUCGAGACAUGCCCUGUGUGCAGGCUCAGUAUGGGCCCGCCCCUCCAGGCUCAGCCUACUCUGGCCAGUCCUUCAGUUACCAGGGCGACAGUUACAGCUCUGACCUCAUGACCCCUGACUACACCAAGCUGGACCUGGGUGGCGGUGAGAUCUCUGCCGCCGCGGCCACCACCUCCCUCCCCAGCUUCAAUGUGUUUGUGGAGGGGAGCUACGAGCCCAAGUCUUCUUGCCUCUACCAGAUGCCCACACACAGGCCCACCAUCAAAAAGGAGGAGGAGAGCUAUCCGACUGCUCCGGCACUGGAGGCCAUGUCGUACUCCGCCAUGCACUUUAAACAGUCUCCCCCCUCCACUCCCACCACUCCAUCUCUUCCCCCCCAGCCUGGCACCUCCUUCUUGUGGGACGAACACUCCCUGGCCCCUCCGUCGCACCCCCACUCUUUGGGCUCCAGCCUGGAGACAGGUCCCCUCAAGUCUCCCCGUUUUCCACACUUCUACCAGCACUCACCGCCCCACAGUGGUGGCAGCGUUGGUGGCUAUGAGAGCCUGGGAGGAGGUCUGAUUCGAACCUCCUCCUCCUCCUCCUCCUCGUCAUCCUCGGUCUCCCAUCCUCAUUGUCCACCCCUGGACCAGCCUAUGUACCAGCUGCAUCGUGGGGCCGGGGGCAGCAGCCUCGCCUUCCGCUCCCUGGCUCUUGGGCCCUGUGGCCCCCUACUGGGAGACAGCCUGCCCUCACCUCCUCCGCGUGGCCCUCAAGGGGAGGGCACCUGUGCAGUGUGUGGGGACAACGCAGCCUGCCAGCACUACGGCGUACGCACAUGUGAGGGCUGCAAAGGCUUCUUCAAGGUAAAACUCCUUCAAAACUUUUAA
Messenger RNA from Paralichthys olivaceus (Japanese flounder), 1199 nucleotides. Lineage: Eukaryota; Metazoa; Chordata; Actinopteri; Pleuronectiformes; Paralichthyidae. The record is from RefSeq and is a predicted model, not a curated record.